Arachis stenosperma is the source of this 1551-nucleotide messenger RNA. RefSeq lists its product as uncharacterized. The transcript has 3 exons. The coding region runs from base 1 to 1551 and encodes 516 amino acids. NCBI's taxonomy places the organism in Eukaryota, Viridiplantae, Streptophyta, Magnoliopsida, Fabales, Fabaceae. The record is from RefSeq and is a predicted model, not a curated record. Gene Ontology annotation, molecular function: zinc ion binding.
AUGAUCAGCAGGAAGUACUGUUGGGUUAUAAGGAGGUAUAAUGGUAGUCACACAUGUACCCGAGCCACCAUCUCACAAGAUCAUUCGAAGCUGGAUUCUCUCACAAUUGCAGAAGUGAUAAAGCCAUUGGUUAAGGCGGACCCCUCCUUAAAGGUAAAGUCGGUUAUAGCAGAAGUGCAAUCGAAGUUUAACUACACCGUUAGUUAUCGGAAAGCAUGGCUGGCUAAGCAAAGGGCAGUAGAAAAAAUAUUUGGAGGUUGGGAAGCAUCGUUUGAAGCAUUGCCUAUAUGGUUUGAGGCCAUGUGUCAUAAGGAGCCAUCAGCUGUUGUCCAUUUCGAGACUAUACCUGCAUAUCAAGACGAUGACUUGGUGGGUGAUAUUCGAGUACUGCAUCGAGUAUUUUGGAGUUAUUACCCCUGUAUUAGGGCAUUCAGACAUUGUAAACCAGUUGUCCAGGUGGAUGGGACUCACUUGUAUGGAAAGUAUAAGGGUUGUCUGCUAGUGGCAGUUUCACAAGAUGGCAACAACAAUAUCGUCCCAAUUGCGUUUGCUAUUGUGGAGGGAGAGACUUCUGAUGCAUGGCACUUUUUCCUUAGUAACGUUCGUCAACAUGUUGUCACUCGGGAUGGUGUGGGUCUAAUAUUUGACCGACACGAAUCCAUCAAUGCAGCUGUGGAACGCAGUAACGGAGCUUGGUCACUUCCUAGAGCUUUUCAUAUGUUUUGCAUCAAGCAUAUUGAGUCAAACUUUCUGCGAAAAUUCAAGGCACCAUACCUCCAAAAAUUGGUCGUCAACAUUGGAUAUUCAAGGACGGUGCGGGAGUACGAAUAUGCAUUGGCAUUUGAUGGUGGAUACCGAUGGGGUCACAUGACGACGAAUCUUGUGGAAUGCAUCAAUUCAGUGUUGAAAGGUGCACGCAAUCUUCCAAUAACUACUCUUGUGAAGGCAACAUUCUACAGGCUAAACGAGUUGUUCACCCGAAAAAGAGCGGAGACAGAAGUGCGGAUUAGUGCUGGCCAUGUGUUCUCUAAUGUCGUGACCUCGAAGUUGCAUGCAAACCAACUUGCAUCAGGAAACAUUCAGGUCAGUUGCUUUGACUGCCUGAAUGAGGUCUUUGAGGUGCGUGAGAUGCCAAAUGGACUGGAGUUUGCAGUCGAUCUACGUGGCCUUCGAUGUGACUGUGGUGAGUUCCAGGUGGAUCGGAUCCCUUGCAAACAUGUGUUCGCAUGUUAUGCCAACCAGCGACUGGAUUGGAAACUGUAUGUCCAUGAUGUGUAUAAGAUGGACCAAGUUUUGCGGGUGUACCGAGCAAGGUUUAGGCCACUAGGUAAUCCUACAAUAUGGCCUGCUUACAACGGACCUCGGUUCGUACCGAAUCCGUACCUUAGACGCGUCACGAAAGGUCGCCCCAAGAUGACCCGCUUCUUGAAUGAGAUAGACACGCGAAUGUUACGUCGUCCUAGGCGAUGUAGGCUAUGUGGAGCUGAGGGACAUAGUCGUAGCAGAUGCCGUCAGUCAGCUGGUGCAAAUGCCGCCGGAGAUGCUCAAUAG